Porites evermanni is the source of this 9486-nucleotide messenger RNA. The record is from the annotation of a GenBank genome assembly. NCBI's taxonomy places the organism in Eukaryota, Metazoa, Cnidaria, Anthozoa, Scleractinia, Poritidae.
AUGUUCAUUACAACAGGCUCGAAAAGGUGUUGCCCGUGUUGUCCACCACCACCACCACCUCCUCCACCUGUUCAACAAGUCUCCGGACCAAUGGGACCAAUAGGACCACCAGGAUGCUCUGGACCCCCAGGAGCACCAGGAUGCCCCGGAUGGAAAGGAUGCGCAGGUCCAAUGGGUCUUCCCGGACCACCAGGCCCUGCUGGCCCAAUCGGUGCAAUCGGACCAAUGGGACCCAAAGGAUGUCCAGGAAAUCCCGGUCUUCCAGGAUGCCCUGGACUCAAGGGAUGCCCAGGAUGCGGUGGACCCCCUGGACCUCCCGGAGCCCCUGGACCUCAAGGACUUCCCGGAGCCUCUGCCCCUGCCCCAUGCCCUCCUCCACCACCCCCACCAUGCUGUCCUCCCCCAGCUUGCUGUUAGUAAAUGGUCAUACGACCUAAUAUUGGAUUUGUCUAAUCUAUGCUUUUAAUAAAUUAUACUUUUUGAAUCGAAAAUGUAUUUGUUUUAGUAACAGUAUGAGAUUGAUCUGAUACGUUGUUUAACAAUUAACAAUUAUUGGACGAGAGACACUGAUAAAUCACGAUAUUUUGCGAUAGCCGAGUUCAACUAUUGUUUUAUCAUUCGAUCACCAUAUUUGCUUUUUAAUGAUGAAUAUAUUCGGGAGGCGAAGCGAUCUGCCAUUUUCACGCAAGCCGGCGAUCGAAAGAAGGACAGAAGCGUGGUUUCGCAGAGUACUAUUUGCAGCCGAACACAGUUGGACGACAUUGUGCAUGAGCAGACCAAUAUCUGUUGGCAGUUAUUUGCAGGUCACGUGGUGGGCUUUCGGCCGAUGAAAAGGAAGAAGAAAUUGCUUCGAAUGAAAAUAAUUAUCAUUAAUGUUAAUUGGAAGCAAUCAACAAAAUACCCUUUAAAACUCAAAGUUUAAAUAUCCACCUCCGCAAACAACUUAUGAGCUUGCAAUUUCUACGGACAGAUUAAACGAAUUUAAACACCAUAUAGAACGACCACACCUCACCCCCCAACCCCCAACCCCUAAUCCUCAUCCAAAGGAAAAAACUUACAUGGGUUGAAAUAAAUCCCUUACCUAAGAGGCUUUUAGAUCGGUUUUGUGGUUGCUUCUCUCGUCUUUUGGUUUGAGUUAGAUGCGAGCAAGGUAGUUCAUUUGCUUCCGACUACAAAGUCGUUGUCGAUAUCGAAAAAGUUAACUUUGUUUUCAUCUUUUCCUCGCCAAUGAUGAAUUGCAUUUUUUUUAUUGUUAUCACAGAUCAAACUCAGAUUCUUCGGAAAAUUAUCAAAAAUUGCAUGUGUUUUAAUAGAGUUCAGUUGAAAAACAUGAAGUCCCUGAAAAGAUUCGAUUUCCUCUGUCUUCUGCGUCCCGUCCUUGAUCCUCUCCGAAGAGAGGGAAGGAUGAGUGCGGGCUCAUUUUCUCAAACCGCGACUGUUAAUGGAGCCUACCACCUGAAGUAAACGUGAUUAGUGACGACGACUCUAUCUUUUUCGGAUUUAGUACAUAAAUUGCAAUUUCUGACUUUCAACUUGAAAAUGAUAACGCUUUCGUCCCAUAAUUUUUUUUUUGCGACAUUCUAGAUGCAAUACAUGUUUUCGAUCAGUUUAGAAUUACAAAACACCCCAUCACGAAAAGGUUAUUUUUUAUCCAUGGAUUCCGUAAAACACCAGUCAUGUUUAUGCACAAAAAAGAUCAACAGAUAGCGUAAGAUUUUUCUAGACAGGUUGAAGCAUCUGCGGCAGCUCAAUAAAGUUAGUUCAGGUUUCCACUCCUGCAGUCCUCCAAGAAAGGUAUAGCUUAGUUUCCUUUUACCCCUUCCUUUUAUCGUCGUUUGAAGCCUUUCACAGUUGGAUGUGCUUUCAAAACUUGUGUUUUUUCAGAUUAAAAUGGAUGUCAAAAUAGUAAUAACAGUGGUGUUGUUAACUGCAAUUUAUGUGACCAAUGCGAAACCUAUGGAUGCUUUCCGUAAGUUAAUUUAAAUUUUUCUAUUCACAUUAAACGGUUAGUUUUUCUUCCUUUCUUUGCUCUUUUGAUAUUCCAAUAGACUUGUACUUUUUAGAGAAUAUAACAUUACUAGUCAAUAGAUAAAUAACUAUGAAAGCUUUUGGAAUUGAAUACAACCCAGUAAUAGAGCUGAUUUAUUUUAUCAUUGUAUUGGUUUGAUGUCUUCGUCCACUUACCUUUUGUUCAAUAUACAAGACUUUCAUUGGGAACCAAACAGGCUAAUUCACAAACUCUAUAUUGACAACUAUUUUCCGUUAAUACCCUCAUCAAGUAGAGAAGCUCGAACAAAAGCAGUUUAUAACAUGUAUUAAUUCCUCUCGCACGUCUUUAAAAUAUACCUAUAUCACUUCAAUCGCUUUUCUUGGCAUCAAUAUUUCAACCAGCGACAACGACCUAUGUAACAGUGUACACUACAGUCCUUCAGAUCCUCACAACAACCUCUAACAUUCAUUGCCUCAUCCACCAUACUUCCAAAAAUUCACUCCAUAUUUUAAGGAAACUACUAUUUCUAACGCUGUCGCUCAAAGGAACACACUCCCAGACACGUUGACAAUGACACUUAUUUAACAUGCAAGAUACACUGAUAGAUCAAAGCAUUUAACAAAUUUGUGUAUUUUGCCUUUUUAGUUAACAGAGUCUUGAGAAGCAAUCCACUGCCUUGUUCGAAGGAAUGUUGCGAGAAGUGCUGUACUAACGUCUGCAACAGAGGCUGCAUCUUUACUUGCUGUGCAUCUCGCAAUCUAGGCCCGUAUCCACCUCCUCCUCCCCCACCACCUCCGUAUCCUCCCCCGACCGCAAGAAUAAUUCCAGGCGCUUUAGGAGCCCCAGGUUUAUGCGGAUUACCAGGACCUCAAGGACCAAAAGGAUGUCCCGGUUGUCUUGGUCCACCCGGACCACCCGGACCCCCAGGACCCCCUGGUCGUUAAGUCCCCCUGCUACCCUGGACAUCCUGAUGUCUCAAGGACAAAACUUUUUUUCAUGUCCUCGUUUUGAGUAACUUACUUUGUUUUCUGUACAGAACAUUUCUAGAGUUCUUUUUUCAUCCCGUGUACAAUAACAUGAAUAAAAGCAGUUUUCAGCUAUGCUCGAAAUUUCUACAAUUUUAAAGUUCGACAAGUCAACACCUCCUGGGUGUAUUGGGAACUCGUAAUUGCCUACUUAUGAGUUUGAGAACAGAGCAUUGAUAAUAGACCUGCUACCCGGUGAGUAUUUCAUGUAAAAUGCCACGAUAUGUCCCGGUCAAACCGUCAGUAUAUCAUCAUCAUCAUCAUCAUCACUUUUUUUAUACACGGUAAAACAUCAGGCAAAUAUACAAUAUCCUAAAAAAAGUUACAAACUAUUGAAUUAACAGUAAAAGCACUUACAAGAUGAAUGUAUAAGAUAUAACACUCAUUUCGUCCGUUGGCAUAUACGAUACAAUAUUACUCUGAUUUAGUAACAGAACGGGAACGUCAUUGACGACGGGAAAGCGCACGGAAAGGACUAAACUCGACGUCCAGUGCCCAACUUGCCGCGCAGCCAUUGCUCAAGCCAGUGGUUUGAUUUGCGCGCGCCGUCGUCAACUGACAUUCCUGUUCUGUUGCUAAAUCAGCCUAAUAUUUCUUCGGUGAAUCAGAAUUUAGCUCAGCUUUGCACCUAGCUCCUCUCAACAAUAAACAGAGUAGUAAACUGAACACCCGUUCAACCACCCAAUAUUAGUUGUAAACGGACUGUAUUCUCCGCUAAGGGCUCUAUGAAGGCACCAAAAACGUUCUCCCGGUAAUUGCCGUCAAGGUGCGCAUUUAUAGUUGGAUUUUAGUAGCUGGUUGCUUAGUCCUGACAGAAGGGAGUUCAAACUAAGGCGUUUUUGAGCAAAGCACGUCAAUUGGAAGUGAACCCUUUUCCUUUUCAAUAUGCCUUGAAGGUACCAAAUUUAUAUUGAUAAUUUUUUUUUACUCAUAUAGUAACGAUUUGCCCGAACAUUUCAACACAACUACUGCCAAAGAAUGCAAAAUGUCCACUUCCGGUUGGCGUGCGUCUCUCAAAAAAGCCUUCAUUUAAGCUUCCUAGGAACUUAGGUUGUGAACGGCGCCUACUUGCAAACAUCUCAACCAAUCAAAAAAACGUCUAGUGGCAUACAUCCACGGAGAGUGAUAAGCAGCUAGUCGGGACGGAACAAUUACGUGCGAAUUUAUUGCAAUAAAAUGAUAACAAAAAGAAACGAGAGAAUACCUAGGGAACUACAAUAACAGAGCCAUUAUCCUGAUAAACUGCAACUGCGAUUCUAGGAAGUGGCAUCAGGCUAAUAAAGAGUGUCUAAGCCUCAGAACGGCGACGUCCUGCUCACGAAAAAAUAUAUCAUGCCGGUUUCACAUCCAACAGGCAUAGAAAUCAAUCACUAUAAGAUCAAUGUUUGAUUACGCUAUCAAGGGCGGGGUCUCUAGAUAGUACUUCACGUUUGAAGUUGCAUUGUUGCUUGAAGGACAUGAAAGAUGGAUUUAACGGUAAAAUACGUGCAUGCCCAAGAACGUGUUUUUAGCUGGCGUGCUGAAUUUCAGAUGUGAAGGAUAUGUGUUAAGGGUAAACUACGCGCAUGCGCGAGCCAGUAUCUUCACUAGGGUGCUAAAUUUUACAUCUGAUUUUCAGUUAACUUAAAGUCAUAAAUCUUUACUUCUCAUGGUUUGUUUGCAUGGUUACGUGUUCAUACGUCAAGAAGAAAUUUUUCGCUAGACAUUCAGUCCUAGGUUCUCAUUAGUUAUCAGAAAAUACGAUUCCACUCACUUUACGACACUUGAACCGUGGAUUUUGUUAGUGAUUGCUGUUAACCGCUGAUUAAAGACAGUGGCGGAUCCAGGGGAGGCCCUCCCCUAUUUUUAGACCAAACUGAGACCCGAUGGGCCGAAAAAAUGUUUUUUGGAGACCGCCCCUCCCCCCUCUCCCCUUAUCUAAGGGUCUGGAUGACCGCGCCCCCUCCCUUAUCUCAAGGUCUGGAUCCGACACUGAAAGAGAUCAAGUUGUUUAUAAUUGUUAACCGAGCGAGCUGUUUAUAACUUCACCUUUCGAAACCUGCUUCAUAUGAACGUAAACAAAAACGUAAGCAUCAAAAAAUUCACUUACCACAGAUCACUCGAGUUUGACAAAAAGGAUUUCUAAAGGACGUUUUCUACAGGGUAGGUAAUAAAUUUAUGUCUUAAAACUAGAACACUUACAAAAGGUAAAAUAAUUCUACGAAAAUUAAUGGCUAUUUAAAUCUUCAAAUAAUCUCUUAGUACUGAAAUUGCAGUCUUAAUCUUUGUAAAGCGGAAUGCAAAACAAUGUCUUCUAACCUGAUAACCUAAUACUGAUAAAUUCUGCGUAAAUGAGAAAAACAAGAUAAACCUUUUCAGAUACAGUAGGAUGACUAGUUUUCUGGCAAUUGUAGUUCAACGUUUAACAUAAGAAAUAACCACAGUGAAAUCAUUUUUCCUAAUUUCCUUCUGUGGACAUUCUCUUUCAUGGCAAGAUCUUGCGCGCUUUUAACCACCAAAAUAACAUAGUUUAAAAAGUUGAAAUUGAGGAGAACAGAAGCUACUUAAUUUGUAUUUUUCGAAAAGAGAGACUAUGCUUGUAAACAAACCAAGAGUUUGACUAGAAAGAUCGAUGUAAAGCAUUACCUUUGGAUUCUUUUUUUCAGGAAAUAUCAUGGAAAAACUACUGGCUGUUUUAUUCACUCUGGCUUUUGCAAUCAGUGCCUCUUCACUGCACGGUAAAUUAAAAGAUUGUAGAACGUUUUUAGGCUGAGAUGGGGACCAAAACGAGGCCCUAGAAAUGACAGCGCUGAAAUUAUUUCCAUCAUUUCUCUGUUGUUGAGAAGGCAAAAUUAAAAGUGGACGAAAGUUAGAAAUAUAUCCAAAGAAUUAUCUACCAUCCCAUUCCAUAUUCAAUAAGCCAAAAAAAAAACAACAGCAUCAGCAACAAAAACAAAGCAACAAAUAUUUAUAACAUUUCCUCAUCUCAACGUGUAAGUGCAACCUCUCGGGCAUGGUAUAUUUGCUCUCAUCUGAUCUUACAGAUGGCUGGCCGAGCAUGCGCGCAAGAUAGAGCGACUCCAGUGUUCUCAGGCCUGUAACUCGGGCUUGUCGGCUUUUUACAUACAAGUAAAAAUUUCCGUGUACGCCAUAUGAUAAUGAGUUUUUAUUGACCAGAUUGCUCCGUAAUGAAGUGGUAAAAAACGGAUAUAUAUACUCCAUAGGUGCUAUAGUUCCUGAUAAACAACUACAAGUCUGAAGAAAUAAUUCGCGCAGACUGAAUUUCGGGAGUGAAUAGGAAGAAAAUUUAAGCGUAAACAAAGCCAUUCUGCAGAAAUGAUUAAAACGAGUCACAAUUGACAUAACACUUAAUCCACUUAGGCAAUGCAUGCCAGCAAGAGAAGAAUAACGACGGUUGUCAUUGUCCCGUUUUUAUGCAAAUCAGUAAUAACAUGCGUUUAUUUAGGAAGUCAUCACUAUUACUACUAAAAUAAAUAAACUGCUAUUUUCUUGAACCUUUUUUUUUUUUUAACAGUGAAACGCGACGCCUUUCCCUGCGGAACAAGCUGCAACCCCGUAUGUUCCCCAGCAUGUACGGCCACCUGUUGUGGCAGUCCACCGCCGGCCCCGCCAAAUCCGCCAAUCCCCGCUGUUUCGCCUAUGCCAAAACCUGCCCCAUCUCCCAUCUACGGACUCCCUGGUCAUCCCGGAAACCAAGGACCACCAGGAGUAAUGGGACCAGUAGGAUGCCAAGGGGCUCCGGGUCUUCCAGGACCCCCAGGACCACCCGGACCACCAGGACCCUGUAUAAAAAGUUAACGUGAACACACAUUUUCUGCAUCAAAUUCAGCGUAAAAGUCUUUGUCGUGGUUCAUAAACAGAGGCAUUUGCAAACAACAAGAAAUGCAAUUAUUCUGACAAUUGUUUGUUUUAUUUAAAGACGCUUUUGAUUUUUUUUUCAAAUUUCGCAGCCAGUUACUGUAACUGUUUUAAUGAUACUAAGAAGAAUGAUGAUAAUAACAAUUUCAAGUGUUGCUUUUAAUCUGUUUGAUAUAUUUGCCUAAUAUGUUUAACAAAUACAUCACAUAUCGUUGAAAUUCUUGUAUGACUUGCACCAAGGGAAGAUAGAAAAAGCUGAAAAAUUAUACUGCCUGCUUAAUCCACAAAAAUUAUUUUCGUCUGCCGGACACCCUUACAUAAAUGCGGAAUAAAAUAGCAAGUAAAUGGAACAACCUACUCUAACAUGUACCUAUUUAUUUACAGGUAACUUGUAUAAGUGUUUCUCUUGACUGAGAUUCUCAGCUGUCGGUUUUGUCACAGAAUAGUUGUAAAACUGCACUUUGCUUUUACAAUUCCGUGCAAGCAAAAACCAGCAGCGACCUAUUCGAUCGCAUUUUGCCGCUUCCUUAGCUAGUCAAUAUUUACAUCAUCGUCUAGCUAAUUAGUUCAUCGUUAAAUUUCAAAAGCCUAUUGUCAUUGAGCAAAGUAUUUUCUUGGUUUAAAUUUACAAGGCUCGAUGAAAAAACGCCCGGUAAAGGACUGCUUCGAGCCAUAAGGCCCACAUGACCGGAACUAAUUUCCCAGUUUCAGUAACAUGAGGCACCAAUGGGUUUUUCUACUGCCCCUAGACGAGAUGCUAUAACGUAACCCUGGCAGAAUGCUGGUCCCCACUUUAUGGGUGAAGGGAGAGAAAUUGUAGCAUAAUUUUCAAUCCGUGGAAUGCCGCGGCUCGUUAGGGGGUGGGGCGAAGGGACGGAUAAAAUUUCAGACUACUACAGAUCCGAAGUCCGAAGUGGGAAUGGUAACGAUCCCAAAUUUUACUUUUGAAAAAACUGGCCCUCUCUAAUAUCUUGUAGUGUCGCAUUCUCAUAAGCGGCGCAAAAAUGGUAUUGUAUAGCGAGCAACUAUCAAUAAACAAAAAGGCCGAGUUUCUCAGGCCUGAUGCGCUGAACAAAAUGUGCAGACGAAACGAAGACACCGCGCCUAUAACGAACAUUGAAGACAAUGAGUCCUCUCGUUGCUUAUACUCUGCCAAUGUAGACUUCACAGACACGAGCCAUGCAGUAUGAACAAACGAUUGAGGAUGAGUUUCUCAGUCAUCUGAUGCAGAUUCUAUCCUACUAACAUCAACUGUAUCUUGUCGGUACGACGCAUGGUUUAAACAGUUGAAAUCCGAAUCCAUUACCUACGGAACACAGCAAAAGACGCAGUCCCUUUAGAUGUGAGCAAAGAAAGCUUCGCAACACACUCGAAAGGAUGUAAGAGCGAAGGCUGACCGACGAGACAAGUCUCCCACUAAACCCUCAAUCGCUUAACAAAGAUUGCCUGAGAUUGGGCUGUUAUCGUACAAGGUAACAUCACCGCGCCCUCAGCCUCUUCAUUGUUUUGCCAAAUGACAAAAAUAGACAAGAGAAUUUAAAUAAGAUAAUAUGAUGUGCUUCGCACCCUUUUGAGCGGAGUGUCGAGUAAAAGGCCAGAUGGUGUUCUACUACACAUGAGCAACCAAGCAGGACGUCGGUAAACGUAAGCUCUUAAAUAUGUCAUGCAUCACGUGUUUUUGUGAGUGAUUUAGUCAUAGUGAGCGAUAAACUCACCGAUCACAAACUACGAAGCAGUUUUUUUGAAGAAAAGAUUAUACGACGUAAGUAUGUUUAAAAUUUCCAAAGAAAACGUUUCUAAAGACAGCAUGUUACAACCGCCGUCUUACUAGUGACAGUAUUGGUGUUUUUAAGAGACAAUCAAAAUGUCUGAAAAGAUUAAUAAUUUUUGGCCUCUUUUGAGACAUUAUUGAUUGCGAGUUAACAAAACGAAACGCACGCAUGCUGUAAACGCUUUAGCUUAAAACACAACGGGUUCAUAAAAAGUAUUCCUUAUAUCUUCUUUUCUUCAGGGUUGUCAUGGAUCUCCGCUUCCUGUUACUGAUCACACUUGGGUUGCUUUGCUCCGCGGGCGCGUUCAACAGUAAGUAGUCGACAGGUCUUUCUUUAGUGUCACGUUUUUUUUUUAUGAAAAACGAUUUAUCGCAUGAUUUGCUUCUAGCCGUGCAGUAAUGUAUGUCCUAAGGUGUCUGGGUCUUAAACAGCUGAGAAAAGAGCAAAAACUUCACUAACAUAGUCCGAAUAAUAUAUUAUAACAGUACUAGACUUUUGGAAGCAAAAGAACUGUGAAAAGACAGGAAAAUCUUAGAGGAUUUAUUUACAAGUGUUUAUAUCCACACGGAAAUAAUUAUUGUAAAUGGAUAUUUUGUAAACAGUCUCUAGAGCUGCAUAACAGUCGCAAAGAAAUAUCAUUAUCACCUUAUUUGUUGCAGCCAAAAGGCAACUGGGAGCAGCGGGAGCAAUGGGACCAAUGGGACCACCGGGGAUAUUAGGAGCAAGGGGCCCUAUGGGUGAUCCCGGACCGCCAGGACCCCCUGGAGCUCCCGGACCUCCUGGACAACCCGCCCCACCCGGCCCACCAAACGGCUGCUGUCCCGUUUAUGGGAAAAAGUGA